This is a messenger RNA of Caenorhabditis angaria, 560 nucleotides long. The record is from the annotation of a GenBank genome assembly. NCBI's taxonomy places the organism in Eukaryota, Metazoa, Nematoda, Chromadorea, Rhabditida, Rhabditidae.
AUGGCUGUUUUGAGAAGUUAUCGAAUAUUUGGAUGUUGGAAAAUGCGAUGGUUUGAAUUAUUGCACUCAGGUAAGCUUCAAAAUGUUGGGAAUCCAAAAUUAGAUAAUCAAAAAAGUAAACUGAAACUCUGGAAUAUCCUGUUUGAAACUGAUAAAAUUUCUAGUUUUCUUGAUUUUUCUCUUGAAAAUCUUGAAAAAUGGUUGAUUUUAUCAGUUCCAAAUUGGAAUUUCAGUGGAGAUGCGGAAGCUAUGCCCAGUUUUUGAUUUUUUAUUCAAAAACUUUGAAUUAAAAAAAAAUUAUUUGGAACCAAAAAUGUUUUCUAGUUAUCCCACCCAACCUCCUCUAUUUUUUCAAUCAAUUUUUUCCAGAAUUUCACGGGAAUUCAAUUUGGUCGAGAAAACGACGAAUCGAUGAAGGAUAUCGGAUUUUGGAGUUGUUUGAUUCGAUUAGAUUCGGCUUGGUUCAUCAAUGCAAUUUUUUGGAUGAUUUGAAUAGAGGUUUUGGAAUUAUUGAAUUUCGGGUGAGAAGUUAUCGAAUAUUUGGAUGUGGGAAAAUGUGA